Fonsecaea monophora is the source of this 759-nucleotide messenger RNA. RefSeq lists its product as hypothetical. Bases 1 to 759 code for a protein of 252 amino acids. The record is from RefSeq and is a predicted model, not a curated record. Lineage: Eukaryota; Fungi; Ascomycota; Eurotiomycetes; Chaetothyriales; Herpotrichiellaceae. The transcript has 4 exons.
AUGACUUCGACAGGGACGAAUCUACUCGAGCAUGCAACCAAGUCAAGCAAGCUCAAACAGGCACAGAAGUCCCUCUCAGGGUAUACAGAUAACAAGGACAAAGUGCCGGCGGGUGCGAUAUUGCUUUCUGGGGCAGGCGGAGGCGUCGUUGGUCCUUCUUCAAUGUAUAUCUCCGUGGGAGACAAACUUGCCAGUCUUCGACAGGGUAUGCCUGUACUUCGACUCGAUUAUCGCUAUCCGGCCCAUGACACUCCGUGUGUGGAAGACGUAACUGCGGCAAUGGAUCAUCUCGAGGAGCAGUAUUCUAUUCGCAGAUUCGUUUUGGUUGGCUGGUCAUUUGGAGGCGCCCCGGUCUUCACCUUGGGCGGGCGAGAGCGAGAACGUGUCAUCGGAUGUGCUACCGUUGCAAGCCAAACCGCAGGCACAGAUGGGAUAAGGAAGCUGGCUCCAAGACCACUGUUGCUGCUCCACGGUACUGGUGAUCGAACUUUGAGAUGGGACUGCUCCCAGAGUCUAUACGAGGCGUACGGCAAAAAGGGCCAUCGACAAUUGAAGCUCUUCGAGGACGAUGAUCAUGCGUUGACAAGGAAUGCGCUUGAGGCAGAAGAGCUGUUGUGCGAUUUCAUCGCUAAAUGUAUUGGGCUGAAGAUAGACAACGAUGAGCAAGAGAAGGUCAUCCAGAAGCCCUUGGUGGAUAGAAGUGAAAGAAUCGAACUGAUGGAGACUGGCGGCGAUCUCGAGGGCGAGAGUAUCGAGUAG